Messenger RNA from Sinocyclocheilus grahami, 3475 nucleotides. RefSeq names its product solute carrier family 12 member 4-like. The record is from RefSeq and is a predicted model, not a curated record. Gene Ontology annotation, cellular component: plasma membrane. The transcript has 25 exons. Gene Ontology annotation, biological process: potassium ion homeostasis; chloride transmembrane transport; chloride ion homeostasis. Gene Ontology annotation, molecular function: potassium:chloride symporter activity. Lineage: Eukaryota; Metazoa; Chordata; Actinopteri; Cypriniformes; Cyprinidae. Bases 119 to 3406 code for a protein of 1095 amino acids.
GUGAGGGAAGACUAGAGGAAUGUGUUGGAUAUUUCAGGGAGAGUUCAGCUGGGAACGUGCUAUCUGCCAAAAGAAGAGAAAGAGAAGAGACAGAUACUCACGCUAAACAGAUAAAAAUAUGCCCCAUUUCACCGUGGUACCAGUGCAGGAUAACUCUCCGUCCAACUAUGACAGUCUGGAGGGAGUAAACUGGGUGGAUUACAGAGACACAGGACAGGGAGGAUACCCUGGACAUGGAGACACAGUUAGCUCAGAUGGUCAUGGCAAUCAUAAAGAAGACAGUCCUUUCCUCAGCAGUUCAGACUCGGCAUCUAAGAGGAAUGACUACUACGACAAAAACUUGGCCCUCUUUGAGGAAGAGCUGGAUAUCCGACCGAAGGUCUCAUCUCUUCUCAGUCGGCUGGUCAGUUACACAAACGUUACUCAGGGAGCCAAAGAACAUGAAGAGGCAGAAAGUGCUGAUGCAUCCAGAAGACAAAUGCCCAAGUCUCCGAAUAUGGGCACACUGAUGGGAGUGUAUCUGCCAUGUCUGCAGAACAUCUUCGGUGUGAUUCUCUUUCUGCGUCUCACCUGGAUAGUAGGAACAGCAGGUGUCGUCCAGUCCUUCCUGAUCGUUCUCAUGUGCUGUUCCUGUACAAUGUUAACGGCAAUCUCGAUGAGUGCCAUAGCCACCAACGGUGUAGUUCCAGCUGGUGGGGCCUAUUUCAUGAUAUCUCGGUCUCUGGGCCCUGAGUUUGGUGGUGCAGUUGGUCUCUGUUUUUAUUUGGGCACAACCUUCGCUGCUGCGAUGUACAUACUGGGAGCAAUUGAAAUAUUUCUGAAAUACCUGAUUCCUCAGGCUGCCAUAUUCCAUCCCGCAGAUAUUCAUGCAGGGAGUGGUGCGAUGCUGAAUAAUAUGCGGGUGUACGGCACAAUAUGUUUGAGCCUUAUGGCUGUUGUUGUCUUUGUGGGAGUCAAAUAUGUCAACAAAUUUGCCUCCCUUUUCCUGGCCUGUGUCAUAAUCUCCAUUGUUUCCAUCUAUGCCGGAGCUAUCAAAUCUAUCUUCCACCCUCCUGAGUUUCCGAUCUGCAUGUUAGGAAACCGCACACUGGUUCGUGAUUUGUUUGAUGUCUGUGGGAAGACAGUAGUUGUCGGUAAUGACACGGUUCCCAGCCAGCUCUGGAAGAACUUCUGCAGCUCUGAGAAUUCCAGCAGUACUCAUUGUGACGAGUACUUCCUCCAGAACAAUGUUACAGAGAUCCAGGGCAUUCCUGGGCUGGCCAGUGGCAUCAUUAAUGAAAACAUGUGGGGGGAUUACAUGGAGAAAGGGCAGAUUCUGGAAAAGGCAAGUCUGUCUUCUGUUGAUGUCCAUGGCUCAAUGGAGACCUUUGGCUUCUAUGUGUCUGCUGACAUUGCCACGUCCUUCACCCUCUUAGUGGGAAUCUUCUUUCCUUCUGCCACAGGCAUUAUGGCAGGGUCAAACAGAUCUGGUGAUCUAAGAGAUGCACAGAAGUCUAUACCAAUAGGGACGAUCCUGGCUAUUACAACUACCUCUCUUGUCUACUUCAGCUCUGUGGUUCUAUUUGGGGCCUGUAUUGAGGGUGCGGUGCUGAGAGAUAAGUUUGGAGAUGCCGUCAGUAAAAACUUGGUGGUUGGCACACUGUCCUGGCCCUCUCCCUGGGUCAUUGUGAUUGGCUCUUUCUUCUCCACAGUGGGUGCAGGACUUCAGUCCCUGACAGGAGCUCCUCGCCUCCUGCAAGCCAUUGCUAAAGAUAACAUCAUUCCUUUCCUUAGAGUUUUUGGACACGGUAAAGCUAAUGGAGAGCCCACGUGGGCCCUGCUGCUGACAGGACUCAUAGCAGAGCUCGGCAUACUCAUUGCAUCACUGGAUAUGGUCGCUCCUAUUCUCUCCAUGUUUUUCCUGAUGUGUUAUCUUUUUGUAAACUUGGCGUGUGCAGUACAAACACUUUUAAGAACGCCAAACUGGAGACCUCGGUUCAGAUACUACCACUGGGCUCUGUCAUUUCUGGGCAUGAGUAUGUGUUUAGCCCUUAUGUUUAUCUCCUCUUGGUACUAUGCCAUUGUAGCGAUGGGCAUUGCUGGUAUGAUCUACAAGUACAUUGAGUAUCAGGGAGCAGAGAAGGAAUGGGGAGACGGGAUCCGCGGGUUGUCUCUUAGUGCAGCCCGUUACGCUCUUCUUCGCCUGGAGGCUGGACCACCCCACACCAAAAACUGGAGGCCACAGCUGCUGGUUCUGCUGAAGUUGGAUGAAGACCUGCAUGUGAAGUAUCCCAGAAUGCUUACCUUUGCCUCACAGCUAAAGGCGGGAAAAGGUCUAACCAUUGUAGGAUCAGUGAUACAGGGCAGCUUCCUGGAAUGCUAUGGGGAAACACAAGCAUCAGAACAGGCAAUAAAGAACAUGAUGGAGAUUGAGCGGGUGAAGGGCUUCUGUCAGGUGGUGGUCGCCUCCAAAGUGAGAGAGGGGAUCGCACACCUCAUCCAGUCCUGUGGUCUGGGAGGCAUGAAACAUAACACAGUCGUUAUGGGUUGGCCAUAUGGCUGGAGACAGAGUGAAGAUCCACGGGCUUGGAAAACCUUCAUUAAUACAGUCCGCUGUACUACAGCUGCUCACCUGGCUCUGAUGGUCCCAAAAAAUGUGUCAUUCUAUCCCAGCAAUCAUGAGCGCUUUACUGAUGGCUAUAUUGAUGUGUGGUGGAUUGUCCAUGAUGGUGGAAUGCUCAUGCUCCUGCCUUUCCUGCUCAAACAACAUAAGGUCUGGCGUAAAUGUAAGAUGCGCAUCUUCACUGUGGCUCAAAUGGACGAUAACAGCAUUCAGAUGAAGAAGGACCUGGCAACCUUCCUGUACCAGCUCAGAUUAGAAGCAGAGGUGGAAGUGGUUGAGAUGCACAACAGUGAUAUCUCAGCAUAUACAUAUGAGCGGACACUGAUGAUGGAGCAGAGGUCACAGAUGCUAAAACAAAUGAGGCUCUCUAGUGCAGAGAGAGACAGAGAGGCCCAGCUAGUGAAGGACAGACACUCGCUGAUAAGAAUGGGCAGUCUAUACUCAGAUGAAGAAGAGGAAACCAUUCAAGUAUUACCAGAGAAAAACCAGAUGACCUGGACUAGUGAAAAAAUAGAAGCGGAAAGACGAAACCGAAGCAACGCACCAGAAAACUUCAGAGAACUAAUCAGCAUUAAACCUGACCAAUCUAAUGUUCGGCGGAUGCACACAGCUGUGAAGCUGAAUGAGGUUAUUGUAAAUAGAUCCCAUGAUGCCAGACUGGUGCUGCUGAACAUGCCAGGACCUCCACGCAACCCAGAGGGAGAUGAAAACUAUAUGGAAUUUCUUGAGGUGUUAACUGAAGGUCUAGAGAGAGUGCUGCUUGUGAGAGGUGGAGGUCGUGAGGUCAUCACCAUCUACUCCUGAAUGGCCAAAGAUCAAUACAUAGACCACUGUUACUGUUUGCUACUAUAUCUAAUGCAAGUCAAAAAAGUG